Molecule: messenger RNA, 1344 nt
Organism: Gambusia affinis (western mosquitofish)
Lineage: Eukaryota; Metazoa; Chordata; Actinopteri; Cyprinodontiformes; Poeciliidae
Gene: tmed4
Product: transmembrane p24 trafficking protein 4
Exons: 5
Coding region: 100-762 (220 amino acids)
Biological process (GO): intracellular protein transport; Golgi organization; endoplasmic reticulum to Golgi vesicle-mediated transport
Cellular component (GO): endoplasmic reticulum-Golgi intermediate compartment; endoplasmic reticulum; Golgi apparatus
Source: RefSeq, a predicted model, not a curated record
AGUUCAAACCCAGGGCAGACAGUUCUCCGGCUAGCAGGAAAUCCCCUUCCUUGUUCCGCAGGGGAAGCUGCUGAUGUAUGCUAAAGCGAAGGAGGUGACAUGAUGCGCUCCGUCCCAGCCGCUGUUGUUACUAUCCUACUAGCCUGGAUUUACCCCAGCUGUGGGCUGUACUUCCACAUCGGAGAGACAGAGAAAAAAUGCUUCAUUGAGGAAAUUCCCGACGAGACCAUGGUCAUCGGAAAAUACCGGACCCAGCUUUGGGACAAGCAGACCGGUUCCUUCCUCCCCUCCACUCCUGGCCUCGGGAUGCACGUCGAGAUCAAGGAUCCAGACACGAAGAUCAUCUUGUCCCGUCAGUACGGCUCCGAGGGCCGCUUCACGUUCACCUCCCACACUCCUGGAGAGCAUCAGAUCUGCCUGCACUCCAACUCCACCAAGAUGGCUCUGUUCGCUGGAGGGAAGCUGAGAGUCCAUUUGGAGAUCCAGGUCGGAGAACACACCAACAACUACCCUGAGAUCGCAGCGAAAGAUAAGCUGACCGAGCUGCAGCUGAGAGUGCGACAGCUGCUGGACCAGGUGGAGCAGAUCCAGAAGGAGCAGAGCUACCAAAGGUACCGGGAGGAGAGGUUCCGCAUGACGAGCGAGAGCACCAACCAGCGCGUCCUCUGGUGGUCCAUCGCUCAGACCUUCAUCCUCAUCGUCACCGGGAUCUGGCAGAUGAGGCACCUGAAAAGCUUCUUUGAAGCCAAAAAACUGGUUUAGCACGUUCCGGGAGACGAGAGAAACAUGGUGGACUAAAAGGAGGAGCAGACCCGGUCGGCAGCCGUAUCUGGUACCAGUAGAUCCACACACCAGUCCUGGGAAGCUUUUCGGUUUUACUUCUUGACGUUUUCAGUUUUCUGCAGAAGCGCCGCAUCCCAGCUAUAUUUCCACUCAUGUUUAGGUUUUUUUUUUUUUUUUUGGACCACACUGGACAUUUUUUUGUUCUUUUUGUGGGUCUUUACACUAAAGGAUUUCUGUGAAAGACGUAGAAUGUUAAAACUGUUACAUGAAAAUAACUUAAGUUUGGUUGUUUAGUUUUUGUUGCUGUUUUGUAACAACCUUCAGUUGUGUUCAACCUGAUUUCCAACGUGUCCAAAUAUUAUCCUGAUACAUGAACAGUUGGUUCGCAAUUUCAGGACGUUUUCAUCUCUGUCGUUAAUAUUUCUUUAAGAUAGGAAACGUCAGAGCUUGACCUGUUGGAUAUGGUUUCCUGACAUGGAAAAUCAGUUCACCUUAAACAUCCUGCUGACAUCAGGGGCCAUGUGAGCUUUCAGAACACAGAGCUGAGAUUGUGGAACCAAA